Messenger RNA from Sus scrofa (pig), 1646 nucleotides. It is a transcript of the gene EFCAB10, whose product is annotated as EF-hand calcium binding domain 10. NCBI's taxonomy places the organism in Eukaryota, Metazoa, Chordata, Mammalia, Artiodactyla, Suidae. The record is from RefSeq and is a predicted model, not a curated record. Gene Ontology annotation, molecular function: calcium ion binding.
GCCGGGCGGAGGGGGCGGUGCUGAACGUCCGCCACGGGGUCUGGUCGCACGGCAACGUCCCAACGCGGAAAGAUGGAGGCCCGCAGCCCCAGGGAGCUCGAGGCCAGGAAUUAUUUGGAGAAACAUCGGAUUAUGGAGUUGCUAAACUAUCUCACCAGUGCCCUCCUCUUUUUCCGGCCGGAAAAACCAAGACAGUAUUUAAUAUCUAUAUUGGAACGGCUGAGAAUUGCCAAAAUAGCAGGAGUGGCUUUGCCUUUCUUUAUGGAUAACUCUAACAUUGCGGCUAUGUUUGAGAUGCUGGACUCCUCAAAUAGAGGCACCAUAUCAUUAACACAGUAUAAGGAAGCCCUAAAAACCCUGGGUCUGUGUACUGCAGAUGAAGUUUUCAAAGAUGAUGGACAUGGAAUACCCUUUGAAAAAUUCAGGCAUGAAGUGAACAAGAGGACUCUGGAAAUAUGGUCAGCAUUUUAAUAACAUUCACCAUAUGGAAGUUGCCGGGCCAAGAACUGAACCCAGCUACAAGCAGCGACCUGAACCACUGCAGUGACAAAGCCAGAUCCUUAACCUGCUGCACCACAAGAUGCACAUUUUUAAUUAUUAAUUGAUGCUGUAUAUAUUUAACAUCGCUAGAACCCUAAAGUGUUAAAAAAAAAAAAGGAAUCAACCUCCUCUAAUAAUUUGAUACAUCAAAAUUAAUUUUUAAAUAUUAGGCUUACUGUUUAAAAUAAUUUUCUGGUCUCUUGCAAUAGUGGGAAAACAAAGGGAAAAGGUUCCGAGUCAUGUCAAAGUGCAGCUGAGCCGCUCCUCCUUCAUUGAAAUGAUUGGCAAGAAUUAUCUGAAAAAAGGAACAAUUCAUAUAGCAGUCACCUUUAUCACCACAGUCCCCAUUACAGUCUGCUCUUACUUACUUCUUGGUAGAUGUAUAUGUCCAGCUUCUCUACAAGCAUCUGCCAGAAAAUUUUAAAUAAGGAGAAGCAAAGCUGCUGCUCCAACUGAAGUAAACGGUCUCGUAGAGUAAGCAGCAGUGGGCAAGCCGAGCUGGACAGGGACAUCACCGCCUGCUCUGACUGAGACGGCAAGGACAACCACCUAGAAAAAAAGGAACAGUGCUGCUUGAAGCACAUUAAUUUUUAUUAUGAAAUCUGUCAUCACUCUAUUUCUAAAGAUUUUACAAAUCAUUUUAAAUUUGGGGAAGUGCACUGUCCUGUGGCAUUUUGGAUAAGAAAAAAUGCACAGUCCAACGUUAAAAGCUCUCUUAGAAAGUUAAUGUACUUGUGUUUACACUAGUUCUCAUAUGUAUACUAGUUCUUAAUGAAAUACUUUUUACUUAAUAAGGAUGAUAAAUUUUUUAAAUCCCCAAUUUCAAUAGGACUCACUGAUAUAAAACACUUAAAAUGCAACAUGCAUUAACAUUUGAGAUAUCAGCUAAUUUUAUGCUCUUAUUUUCAGCAAAACAACAGGGACUAAAAACACUUUCAAACUGGGAACGAGUGCUCUGUGUCAGGACAGUGCUGGGACAGACACUGCUUGCUCUCAAGGGGCUCACAGGCUAGAGUGGUAACAGGCGUCACAGGGCAUCGUGACAGUGGACUAAAGGAUAGUGCAAGCAUGCACAGGCACUCGGAAGUACCUUGCUUUGAAAAUGG